Messenger RNA from Cylas formicarius (sweet potato weevil), 2821 nucleotides. It is a transcript of the gene Vmat, whose product is annotated as synaptic vesicular amine transporter. Gene Ontology annotation, biological process: transmembrane transport; aminergic neurotransmitter loading into synaptic vesicle. The record is from RefSeq and is a predicted model, not a curated record. The coding region runs from base 189 to 1718 and encodes 509 amino acids. NCBI's taxonomy places the organism in Eukaryota, Metazoa, Arthropoda, Insecta, Coleoptera, Brentidae. Gene Ontology annotation, molecular function: serotonin:sodium:chloride symporter activity. Gene Ontology annotation, cellular component: terminal bouton; synaptic vesicle membrane. The transcript has 12 exons.
UACGGCGUCAAAGACGAGGCGGUGGGAACCCGGCAGCGUUGCGAAGGGGCCUCGCGAGGAGGCAGUUGCACGCUGCCGCCACCGCAGCGAGAGCGUGAGAGGGUCCGCCACCGAACGUCCGUCACUGAAGAUCGCAAAGCGCAGUGAAAUAAACGGUCUCGUGCAGCCCGAGGUGGACGUUGUCCGCCAUGACGGUAGUCAACGAGUGGAUUUCGGGCACAAGUUUCGGUUCCUGGGUGCAGCGCUGCCGGGAAUCUCGCCGUCUCGUUCUUGUCAUCGUGGCCAUCGCCCUGCUCUUGGACAACAUGUUGCUCACCAUCGUGGUGCCAAUAAUUCCGGAGUUUUUGUACGACAUCAAUCAUCCAGACGCACCGCUCGGUAGGCCGCCUCCGCUGCCAACCACCACCACCACAACCGAGAAUCCUUGCGAGAAAUACAUCAAAAUGUUACCCCCGCAGAACAGGGAUGGUAAUGAAACGUUAAUUACAACCACAGGAAACUACGACGAUGUUAAUGUUACAACUGCGUACGAGGCUGAAUUAAAACAGAAGGAAACGGAGAAACAAAGAAUACAUAAAGAUUUGCUGCAAGAAACUCUGGAAGUGGGCAUGCUGUUCGCCUCGAAGGCAUUUGUGCAGUUAAUGGCCAAUCCUUUCGUUGGUCCGUUGACUCACAAAAUUGGCUACAGCAUCCCCAUGUUUGCAGGAUUUGUCAUUAUGUUCCUUUCAACUUUGAUUUUCGCUUUUGGCCGGAGUUACAGUGUCCUUUUCAUAGCUAGAGCUCUCCAAGGCAUAGGAUCCUCGUGUUCCACAGUUUCAGGGAUGGGUAUGCUGGCAGAACGCUAUCCGGAAGACAAAGAGCGAGGUAACGCCAUGGGGAUAGCACUGGGCGGACUGGCGCUCGGGGUACUAAUCGGACCUCCAUUCGGCGGAUUCAUGUACGAAUUUGUCGGAAAAUCUGCUCCGUUCCUCGUGUUGGCGGCACUCGCUCUCGGAGAUGGACUGUUACAACUACUCAUGCUUCAACCGUCCGUAACCAUUCAAGAGUCGGAUCCACCAUCUUUGAAAGCACUUAUCUGCGAUCCUUACAUCAUCGUCGCGGCAGGAGCGAUAAUAUUUGCAAAUAUGGGCAUAGCCAUGCUGGAACCCUCACUCCCGAUCUGGAUGAUGGACACGAUGGACGCAGACAAGUGGCAACAGGGCGUAGCCUUUCUUCCCGCUAGUAUCUCGUAUUUGAUCGGGACUAAUGUCUUCGGACCGCUGGGCCACAGGAUGGGACGAUGGCUGGCUGCACUUUUGGGUUUAAUCAUAAUCGGUAUAUGCCUUAUGUGCAUUCCAUUGGCGACCAACAUGAAUCACUUGAUCGUGCCCAACGCGGGGUUAGGCUUCGCUAUAGGAAUGGUAGACAGUUCGAUUAUGCCGGAACUGGGCUUUCUUGUUGACAUCCGACAUUCGGCUGUCUAUGGCAGCGUCUACGCGAUCGGCGAUGUAGCUUUUUGUCUAGGAUUUGCCAUUGGACCUGCGUUGAGUGGGACACUGAUAAAAACCAUCGGUUUCGAAUGGAUGCUAUUCGGAAUCGCAAUGUUGGACUUUUUAUACGCGCCGCUUUUGAUCAGCUUGAGAAAUCCACCCACAAAAGAAGAGAAAAAGUCCUUAAUUACGGGAGAUCACUCGUCCGUACGAUACGUCACCUACCAAAACGAAGACGACGACGAAUGAACGGUUAAAAGACUGGGUUAAUCGUUGUAAAAUUUGUACAGAACGCUGUAAUAAUGUACAAACAAAAAGCGCGCCCGCAUUGGAAGUCGACACUAACUAACCAAAAGCCAUAGUAUCUUUAUUUAGUAUCGUUUAAGCUCUCCUGAAUUUAUCGAUGGAAGUGUACCCAUCAAAGAAUCAAUCAAAAUUUCAAAAUCGAGGGUCCCCGUGGUGGAUUACAGUGAAUGGCUGCGCGUAAUCCUUCAGGAAUUCUGAACGGGGCAAUCAGAUACCCUCACGUUUCGGAACGUAAAAAAUUCGCGAAAUACUUUUGCCGAUCAUGAAAAAACACUUCCAUCUCAACCCGAAUGAUUGCCAAAACAGUUUAAAAAAAACCUCUGCUAAUCAGUAUUAUCAAUCGAUGUCUAUUUAAACAUAGGUUAAGUGUAUUUUAGCAAUUGUUAAAGAAAUAAAAAAAAAUCAUUCAAGGAGAAUUGCUGAGCCAAUCAAAAUAAGCCGUGGGCACAAAUUUGGACAACGGACCGCGAGAUUUCGACGGCAAACUUUUUAGAAGUUACUCGACGGGGUAAUUUUAUGCAAGCCUCAAAAACCUCGCGUCCAGUAUCUUAAAUAUGGGGACCUAAAAAAAAAAAGAUGUUUGUAAUGCUUAUAUUGCUGAAGUACCUAUUUCUGCUAAAAAUCUGUGUGUGUCUCGCGAAAUAAAUAUUUUAACCGUUUUUGGGAGACGAACUGUCUCCUCAGAAGGUUAUUGUGUGAAGAGACAAUAAUCAGCAAAAUACAAAAAAAAUAUGACCAAUACUUGAACAAAUAAGCUGGUGAGGGUCCGAAAUACAGGGCAUAAUCGUUCAAAUAGGCGAUUUUUGCUUUUAUUAUUCAGUAUUAUUAGUUAAAUAUGGGGCCAUAUAUAUUCCAGAUGUGUUUUAAUGAAGUAGAUUUAUCGUCGGUGUUAUUAACUGCAUGUUAGUCUUUAAGAUUUACCAAAGUAGAAAUUUAUCAAACAUCUUAGAGAAAAUGGCUAAGUGUAUUUAGAAAAUAACUGUUGUAUGUUUUGAUGUAUUUAUGGAUUAACUAUGGUGCAAAAAGAUUAAAUAAAAGGUUACAAA